AAUUUUUUAAACAUUCUAACUAAACUCCAGGCCUGUACUGCCUCACUCUCACACUUUGAGCUCGCCGCUCUCUUCUUCAGGCCUUCUCCAUCACUCUCUUAGCUUUCUCCAACGUUAAAAGCUACGAUCCAGGCUUACAGAAAGCUCCCUAAUAUCAAUCUCGGCUCACUAUCACCCACCACCGUUCAAUUCCAGAUUUGUCCGCAUAGCUACUCAAACCUUGACUGUGUUCCGUACAAGUCAAACUCAGAGAAGGUGUGUUGACUUCUAGUUCGAGUGCAAUGGCAACAGCCUUCUCUUUUUCCACCCCUUCAUCAUCUUCCUCACCCUUCUCUUUCACCUCAAAUGCCAGUGCCACCUCCACCACUUCUUCCUCCUCUCCAUUUGGGAUCUCUUUUUCAAACUCUACCUUUGGUACUUCAUCCACUACCCCAUCGUUUGGUAGCAGCUCUGCUGCUCCCUUAUUUUCUUUUGGCUCUUCCACCACCACAACUUCAUCUGGCACUACAGGUAGUACUUUGCCAUUCGGAUCUGGUGCUUUUAAUGCUUCAACCAUAUUUGGAGCUCCUUUGGGAUCUAGUGGAACCACUGGUGUUACUGCUUCAACUGUAUUUGGAGCACCUUUGGGUUCUACUGGAACUUCAACCAAUAUCUUUGGAUCUGCUUCUUCCAGCCAGUCUGCAACCACUGGGGUUACUGCUUCAACUGUAUUUGGAGCACCUUUGGGUUCUACUGGAACUUCAACCAAUAUCUUUGGAUCUGCUUCUUCCAGCCAGUCUGCAACCUCCUUCAGUUCCCCAAUGUUCGGAACAACUUCUCUUUUUGGCACAUCUGCACCUUCUGGAUCUUCCUCUGGCUCAUCAAGUGUGUUCGGUUCAAGUUUGAGCAUCGGAUCCUCUGCACCAUUAUCCUCAGGUUCUACAUUGCCGUUUGGGUCAUCAACUACAACUUUUGGUGCACCAUCGGCUUCAGCAACUGCUGCAUUUUCCUCAUCACCAGCUUCAAGCUCGUCUUCUUCCGCACCUGGUUUUAUGUUUCCCACCACAUCAACUGGUAGUUCAGCAUCAUCUUCCUUCCCAUCAAUUUUCCCCAGUGUUUCGACUACAAGCUUUGUAUCUUCAACAUCAACAGCUUCAUUUUCCAGUGCUGCCACCCCGAGCUUCGGAUCUUCUGCGUCACCAUUUUCUUUCCUUGCAGCUUCCACCACAAGCUCAGCAUCUUCAACACCAGCAUUUUCUUUGCCUAAUGCUUCCAGUGCUUCUACGUUGAGUUCAAUAGCUUCUGCACCCACAUUUACAACUCUCACUACUCCUGGCUCCACCUCAACAGGAUCUUCUACAUUUGCUUCUUCAUCACCCUUUCCAACUGCAGGCUCAAAAUUUUCAUUUUCACAAGGGACUGGAAAUGCUUCAACCACAGCAGUUUCUUCUGUCACAACUCCCAGUUUGACACCAUCUUCUUCAAGUAUACCUGCCUUUUCAUUUGGGACCUCAUCCAGUUUUCAAUCAUCCAGCUCAAUGGCUUCUUCCUUGAAUGGUAUAACUGGUGUAUCUUCAAAGCCUGCUGAAUUAGGCCUUAAAACUGCUUCAUCAUCUCCAUUUUCAUCAGUUUCUGCAACAACCAGUGCUUCGGUUCUGUCUGGUAGUCUAGCAUCUUCUGCUCCUGCUAGCACGACCACUACUGGUUUGUCUUUUACAUUUCCUGCUGUUGCAGCCACCUCUUCUGCUUCAGCUUCUACUACAACUGCUGUUUCUGGGUCUAGUAACACCAGUUCUCAAGGAUUUUCUGUUUCUACAAGCUCUUUUUCAAUGUCUUCAAAAACACCAUCAACUACUCCAGCUUCACAACCGCUGUCUACAACUUCAGUAGCUACACCUGGCCUGUUUGCAUCUAGUUCGAGUGGUUCAACUUCAGUAUCCAGCUCUGCUGCUCAAACAUCAUCAAUUGUGGUAGCAACAAGCAGUAGUGGGACUACACAGAGUACAGGUACUGCCUCAGGAACAUCACCAAAACUACCAUCGGAAAUCACAGGAAAAACUAUAGAGGAGAUCAUCAAGGAAUGGAAUGCAGAGCUGCAAGAGCGCACAAAACAUUUCCAGAAGCAGGCCAAUGCAAUAGCUGCAUGGGACAAGAGGAUACUACAAAACCGUGACAUCCUCCUGAAGCUUGAGAGUGAAGUCGCAAAGGUUGUUGAGACACAGUCCAGCCUAGAGCGACAGCUGGAGUUAAUUGAGACUCAUCAAGAUGAGGUUGAGAAGGCAUUACAGAGUUUGGAAGAAGAAGCUGAGCGGAUAUAUAAGGAUGAUCGUGAAACACUCCUUGAUGAUGAAGCUGCAUAUACAAGAGAUGCAAUGUAUGAGCAGGCUGAAUUCGUAGAGAGAGAAAUGGAAAAGAUGACGGAGCAGAUUAAGUCGAUCAUUCAUUCUCUUAAUGCAAACCAGGGCGGGGAACCAACGGAUGGCAUGAAUCCACUUGAUGUUGUUGUCCGCAUUUUGAACAACCAAUUGAGUUCCCUGGUCUGGGUUGACGAAAAGGCAGAGGAGCUCUCUUCUCGUAUUCAGAAACUUGCAAAGCAAGGCUCUAAUGCAGAUUCCGGAUCUUUGGGACCGCGAUUUCUGUUUGGGAAAUGAACAGAGUAGAUAUUUUUUGUAGGGAUGUUUAUGGCAGUAGAGAAAAUGAAUCAUUUACCUCAAUUUAAAGACUUUUUGACAAAGCAGGAAACAGUUUAGGACUCCAUAACUUUGAAAACAGGGUAAUCAACUUCUAGAUGCCAUCCAGGUAACAGGCAUCAUAGCCAUUCCUUUUUAAGGAUCUGACGUUAGAAGAAAAUGAUGAAUUUAAGAAUGGAUUAUGUUACUCGAUUGCUAAGUGACCAUGUAAUUAGAUUUGUAUCCACGAGUUCUUUAGUAAUACAUGCUUGGAAUGAUUAUAAAACUUUAU
Molecule: messenger RNA, 2940 nt
Organism: Cuscuta epithymum
Lineage: Eukaryota; Viridiplantae; Streptophyta; Magnoliopsida; Solanales; Convolvulaceae
Source: the annotation of a GenBank genome assembly